CGAAGGUCUUAUUUUUGCCAUCAAUGAUAAUAAUCUUUUGGGCAUUUCUACCAAACAUAGACUCAAACAACUCCAACAAAAAAAAUGGUUAGCUAGCUCUCCAUUAUUAUGUUGGCUUUAUACUACCCCUGCAAAAGAUUCGGAUUGGUUAGCUAAUGUUUUAUGUGAAUGGAACAAAUCUGCAAUCACAGUCCAAAUACCAACAACUUUUCAUAACAUCAUCAAAGGAGGGAAUAUUCCAUUACACACAGUUUCACAUUUGAAAGAAUGUUAUUUUGAUUUCGCGCAACCAAAUAAGAUUCCUGGCAAACAAUCCUUUAUUGUGGGUUCGAAUUUGGGCAAUAAUCAACCUAUUAUUGGAAAACUUCAACAAUCUGAUAGUAUUUCUAUCAUGAUUCAACAUUUUAUCCCAUCACAUAAUCAACAACGAAAGACAAUAUUGAAAGAGUGCAAUGGAUGUCUAAUCACUAAUCCAUUUACCAUCUUACCUUCAACUGUUAAUACGUCACGCAAUUUAUGUUUCACUAAUCUCCCACUCAACCUUUGUUUUACCAUCCCUGUCAAUUAUAUGUUCUGA
Funneliformis geosporum is the source of this 577-nucleotide messenger RNA. Lineage: Eukaryota; Fungi; Glomeromycota; Glomeromycetes; Glomerales; Glomeraceae. The record is from the annotation of a GenBank genome assembly.